GCUAUCUAUAAAUGCUGUGAUGUUUACAUGGCGAAAACAAAAUAUGUUAAAAUACCCAUUAAUAUAUCAUGUUAUAUUGAGACGUAACAUGAUAUUUACAUGUUGAAGAUAGAUUAAUAUAUCCAUGAGAAAUUGUCUUGAGGGGAAUUUGAUGUACACUGCACCCAUGACUGGUAGAUGUGCCUCUUAUGAGUCUAGCUUUAGGGUUGACAUACUACAGUUGUCUUUUUGAUGACUUUUGAUGACAUUCCUCUAGGUGGCAUCAAAACACUUGCAGGUCUUCAGAGCAUGUUGUUUUUCCGUUUCUGUGAAAUUAUUAUUCAGGAUAGAAAAUAAUGCAUGAAGAUAAUUUGUUUUCUGCAUUUUCUGUGAAGGCAGGGGUGCCUUAUGUGAAAUUCUCCUAAUUUUUGUGUUGAAUGUAUUUUAUCUUUUAAUUUUUGGUGGUUAUAUGUUGAGUUUUAAAAAAAUUUUUGGUUUUGUUUUUUGCUCCCACUCUUUAAUAUAAUUUAUAACAGCUGAUAUAAUAAAAUAGUUUACGGCAUUGUUGAAAGGCAAACAGCUAAAAUAUACAGAUGGAAAAUAUUGGGAUAAUCCCCACAUUUUACUGACCUGUUUGUCACACUUAACAACUAGUGAUUGAAUUCACCAAAGUUUACUUGCAUGUUUUCAGGAAAAUUCCACAUAUUAAAAUAGUUUCAGUUUCAGUUCAUUGGUAUGUCUCCUUGAACUUAAUAUAUCAAUGAAACACAAACAAAGAAUAAAAAAUAAAAAAACAGUUUUCAAAAAGGCUCUGAAUGUAGUUUAUCACAGUUUUUCUUUUUCAAUUGUUUUCUGUUUCCAAGCACUCAUUUCCUCUCACAUAUAGGGUGUGAAUAGAUAUCAAUAGGGUUUUUUUUGUUCCUGCCCUCCAAGUAACCUGUUGUAAAACAAUCUACAGGUGUAGGUGUAGCACGCAUGCAGUGAAUGCAUAACAGCAGCAAGGGUAUCUGAAGUAUCUAAACUUUCCUCCUUUAUCAAACUACAGAAAUUCCACAGAGCAAGUUAUGAAUGACGUGGCUUUAACAUUAAAGGUGUGGCAGGUGAAAUCUUUGGGUCCAACCCCAGUGGUAACAGCCUGUGAGAGGUGUGGAGUGUUCCCCUGUGUGUGUGUGUGUGGGUGGGUGCGUGCGUGCGUUUGUGUGUGUGUGUGUGUGUGAGAGAGAGAGAGAGAUCACAGCUAGCCAGAAGACAGGGAGGAGGCCCUAAAACCAGCUAAAGCAGCAGCAUUAGGAUCAGAAACACCCGACGUUAUGCAAACGCACGCAUACUGAGUGUAGGCAGCUCCCGCUGCCUUUCGCACUCAGUGGCAGGACCGGCAUCGCAGCAGAAAGAGCGGGAGGAGGGGCCAGCAGCCAGAUCUUCAGCCUGCAGGUUCCUGCCUGCGUAAGAGAGCAGGGCUAGGUUAACCACAGAUGAGUUUCCGGACACGCCGGGUGGCUUGCCAACUUCGAGAGACCUGAGUGCAGGAGGAGAUGGCAGUGCUGUGAUUCCGCUUGCCUGGACCAGUAUCGGUCAGCCCGGCAGGUUUCCGUUUGUUCUCCUUGGUUCGAGCGGCUCCCGGUGAACAGGCAUCUCAGUGCUGGGGAAGCCGAUGAUCAUCGCUGUCCCGCUUUGGCGCUCUGGUUUUUGAGCGGCAGGAGCAUGACACAUAACGGCUCGGCGGCCGGCCACGGCAGGCAGCGAGAGGAACUUAAAAUUGUGAUUGUGGGGGAUGGGGGAUGUGGGAAGACAUCCCUUCUCAUGGUGUAUGCCAAAGGAGAUUUUCCAGAGAAAUAUGCUCCAUCUGUGUUUGAAAAGUACAUCACCACAGUCAAGUAUGGAGGCAGAGAAAUCGUCUUGAACCUCUAUGAUACAGCGGGUCAAGAGGACUAUGAUCGGUUAAGGCCACUCUCCUACCAGAAUGCCAACCUUGUGAUCAUCUGCUAUGAUGUGACCAACCCCACCAGCUUUGACAAUGUUAUGAUCAAGUGGUACCCAGAGGUGAACCAUUUCUGCCGUGGCGUUCCGGCAAUUCUUAUUGGCUGCAAGACAGACCUCCGCAAGGACAAGGAGCGAACCAGGAAGCUGCGGGCUCUCGGUCAGGCCCCCAUCACAUAUAUCCAGGGGGAGGAGACCAAGCUGCAGAUCAAUGCUGAACUGUACCUGGAAUGUUCCGCAAAGUACAGGGAGAACGUGGAGGACAUUUUCAGAGAGGCUGCCAAGCGGGGCCUGGCAGGCAUUCGGAAAGCCAGGCAAGCACGCAAGAAGAGCGGGAUGUGCGUCCUCCUCUGAUCACAUGACUAGCACGGUCCACGGAUGAACAGCUGAGAGGAUGCAGCGGCCAUCUUGUUUCUCAAGUACAAUAUUGUACAAGUACUGUGUCUGCUCUCGCAAAAGACAAUGACCCUUUUUAAAAAUAAAUAUUUCAAAUACUUUUUUUUUAAAUGGCAUGAAAGUUGUGCCAAAAUGGUCUUACUUUUUCCCCAGCUGGUGAAGCCGCGUGUGGGCAUUUAUUUGUUGAGCCAUUCCAGGAAUAACGUGUUGCCCGACAUCCAUCAGGAAGUCCAUAUACCUGAAUCCCCACUGUCCAAAUGGAAGCUCCUGUUUGGGGUACUGGCUGGACCAGACCCCACACAAUGUUUUUGGGGAGAAACUGUAUGCUGCUAGCCUAUCACUUCACUGUAACUGGUGAUUUACACUGUAUUAUCAUGUGGAAAUGAGAAAUAUUCAAAGAGGCACAAUUCCAAAAUUUGUGAUUUUACACACUGUACACUUAUUUAUCAAAAAGUAAGAAUCAGUCCACAAACAGGGAAAUUGAUCAAUGAAUGUGAAAUAACCAUUUUCCAUCUAAUUAAAGCAGCUAGGAUUGAUU
This is a messenger RNA of Anguilla anguilla (European eel), 2890 nucleotides long. It is a transcript of the gene rhof, whose product is annotated as ras homolog family member F. The record is from RefSeq and is a predicted model, not a curated record. Gene Ontology annotation, biological process: cell migration; small GTPase-mediated signal transduction. The coding region runs from base 1681 to 2310 and encodes 209 amino acids. Gene Ontology annotation, molecular function: GTP binding; GTPase activity. The transcript has 5 exons. Lineage: Eukaryota; Metazoa; Chordata; Actinopteri; Anguilliformes; Anguillidae.